Molecule: messenger RNA, 1422 nt
Organism: Fonsecaea erecta
Lineage: Eukaryota; Fungi; Ascomycota; Eurotiomycetes; Chaetothyriales; Herpotrichiellaceae
Exons: 2
Coding region: 1-1422 (473 amino acids)
Biological process (GO): transmembrane transport
Cellular component (GO): fungal-type vacuole membrane
Molecular function (GO): transmembrane transporter activity
Source: RefSeq, a predicted model, not a curated record
AUGGCCACCACUACCGACGUCGAGCUACGCACAGUCUUGAGCACGAAGCCGCAGAGCCCUGUGGAUGCACGAGGUCAGGAUAGAGCCUCGACCUCCUGGGCACCUGCUGCGGUUGAACGGUGCUCGGGCUCAGCAGAGGAGGCACCCACGAAUGCUGCCACGGCGAUCCCCGAGGGCGGCUACGGCUGGACCGUUGUGUCGGUCUGUGCCGUCUUGACAUUCUGGUUCAAUGGCAUCUCCGGCAGCUGGGGGGUGAUCCAGGCGGCGCUGUUGCAGUCGCAGCUCGCCGACACGCCGACGUCGACCAUAUCCUUUGUCGGGACCUUGGGACUCGCCUGCGUCGUGGCCUUUGGACUCUUCGGGGUGCGUCUGGUCCGCCUCCUGGGCGCGCGCGUGACGGCUCUCCUCGGUGUCGUCCUGGUGUCGUUAGGCGAGAUCUGUUCGUCCUUCACCACCUCGAACGUGGGCGGUCUGUUUGGGUGCUCGGGCGUGCUGUUUGGGUUGGGUGCCUGUCUGUGCUAUUCCAUUUCCAAUACGCUCCCGACGCAAUACUUCGCGGCCAGACUGGGCCUCGCCUCUGGUCUGGUCAAAUUCGGCGGUGGCGUCGGUGCGGCCAUUCUCGCUGUUGCGGUCGAUGCCCUGAUUCGCCACGUGGGCAUCCCGUGGACGUUCCGGAUCUUGGGGCUUUGUUCGCUGGCCACGAGCGGACCGGCGGUGCUGUUCAUCCACGAGCGCGCCCCACUGGGGAGUGUCCCAUUCCUCGACCUGUCCCUGUUCCGCAAUCUGCCGUUUACGGCCAUCUUCUGCGCCGGCGCCAUCGGGACGUUUGCGCUCUUCGUCCCGCCGUUCUUCCUGCCGCUGGUCGCGCAGAGCAUCGGCCUGAGCUCGUCGACGGGGGCUGGGUUAGUGGGUGCCUUCAACGCGUGCACCGCCGUUGGCCGCUUCGUGUCGGGCUGGCUCAGCGACCUCAUCGGGCCCGUGAACAUGUUCUUGCUGGCGAUGACCCUGAACGCCGUCAGCAUGCUAGCUAUCUGGCCCGUCUCCGACUCGUUGGCGCCCCUGGUGGUCUUUGCGAUGCUGAACGGCCUGGCCAAUGGCGGCUUCUUCACCUUGUAUCCUGUCGUGGUGGCCAGCACGGCUGCGCGUGUGGAGAAUAGCGAAUCCGGCCGGGUGGCGAUUGCCAUGGGCAUGGCGAUCUCGGGGUGGACGGGCGGAUACUUGAUGGGCGUACCCAUUGCAGGAUAUCUUCUCCAGGCCUCCGGGAUUGGGAGACGAGGAGGCGGACAGCACGCAAAGUCCGGUACCUCCAUCGACCCGUAUCGCCCGGCCAUCUUUUACGCCGGCGGCGUCGCCCUCGCGGCCGCCGGGUGCGUCUUGAUAGCGAGGUUGAAACUCGCGCGGGGCAUGAGGAAGCGGGUGUGA